CAGGUGCGCCCCGCCUCCUGGGGUCCGGCCACUACCUUGGGGAGCGGCUUCCUGGCGGCCGCCAUUGGCUCGAGCGCCCACGGAGCGUUGAAGAGGCUCGGAGCGGCGUGUGGAGCCGGUGGGGUGCGCCGCGAGCUCGCCCCGGUCCCCAAUUUCCUUCUUUGAGGCGGCGGCGGCUUCCCACCGAAGGCGCCCGAGUUUCCGAAGCUUCGCGGAAGCGCGCGCACCUGCAGCCCCGAGCGCCCAGUGCGCGUGCGCGGAGAGGGUCUGCCCGCACCUGCGCUCAGCCCCCUCCCACUCACCGCCCCAACGGCCGCCGUCGCCGGGCCGAGCCGGGCCAGCCGGGUGGAGCCGCUCAUGGCGCGCUGCGGUGGGCCCGGGCCGUGCGGGGCGCUCCUCGCCCUGCUGCUGCCAUCGCUGCUUCUGUCCGGAGCUGUGGCCGCCUCCGAAGGACGCAGCAUCCACGACUCCUGCUUGGUUUCCAAGGUCGUGGGCAGGUGCCGGGCCUCCUUCCCUCGCUGGUGGUACAACGCCACGGAGGGGAACUGCCGGAGGUUUUUCUACGGUGGCUGUGGGGGAAACGAUAACAACUACCUGACCAAGGACCAGUGUCUGAAGAGGUGCUCAGGAGUCACAGACCAGACCCCGAAUAAUGGCACUGCCAGCAGCAUUGGAGUUGACUCCUCUCUCCUAAGUGCUCCCAGAAAGCAGGAUGACCAGUCCAGCGAUAUUUUCAGCUACGAGGAAUACUGUGUUCCCAAGGCCAACACCGGAGUGUGCCGCGCAGCCUUCACACGCUGGUACUUUGACACAGAGAAGAACACGUGUGACAUCUUCAUAUAUGGAGGCUGCCAGGGCAACAAGAACAACUAUCUGUCCAAGGAGGAGUGCAUGAGCCAAUGCUAUGGCAAGCAGCAGCAGUACACCAGCCUGCCCCGAGAUGCCAAAUUGGUGGUCCUGGCUGGGCUCCUCUUCAUGAUCCUGAUGCUCUUGCUGGGAUUUUCUGUGAUCUGCCUGAUCCGGAUGGCACGGAAGAACCAGGAACGCCAACUCCAUGCGAUCUGGAGCUCGGCGGAUGACAAGGAGCAUCUGGUGAAGAAUACUUAUGUCCUGUGACCCUGUGACCACCCGCCCUGUGGCCCAGUGCCUCUCCCCCAGCCCAAGGCGGCCAGGGGCUGGGGUGCUUCCUGUGUUUUAAAAUAGAGCAAUUGUGCUGGGAGCUCACUAGGCCUUUGGUCUGUUUGUUCUGCGAGAAGAGCUCAGCUCACCUGCCAGAUCAGGCGUCUGCCCGUCCUUGUUCCACGCGUGUUCCUUUUGCUCCUGUUGACCCCUCAUGCCUCCUUCCCCGUCACCGCCGCCACGCUUCAGUAGUCCCCUUUGUUUGAUUGAUACGUGGGGUUUUUUAAGUAAGUGGAAACAGAAGGGUUUGUUUUUUAUUAGAUUUUCAAAGGAAAAGAGUGAAAGAUGUACAUGUUGAAUAAAAAGGGCCUUCCCUUAUAAAAAUGA
This is a messenger RNA of Suncus etruscus (white-toothed pygmy shrew), 1506 nucleotides long. RefSeq names its product serine peptidase inhibitor, Kunitz type 2 (gene SPINT2). The record is from RefSeq and is a predicted model, not a curated record. Lineage: Eukaryota; Metazoa; Chordata; Mammalia; Eulipotyphla; Soricidae. The coding region runs from base 358 to 1116 and encodes 252 amino acids. Gene Ontology annotation, molecular function: serine-type endopeptidase inhibitor activity. The transcript has 7 exons.